CUUGACAUUUAGCCGCCAUUUUGUUAUGAGAAAAGACAAAGAAUACAGAAUUUUGAAGACUGCUGAGGCGAAUAUUUGUGGGCGAUAGAUUGCACUUUUUUAGGACAAAUCAUUCCCAGAACGAGUUGCAAACAUGCCUAACUUGAGAUGGAUGAUGUUGUACAAGACGAAAAUACAGGAAUUACCUGAUGAAAUAUCUAAAAAAACUUGAGCAUUUGUCUGUGAGGAAGAACCAGUUGGACAGCCUUUAUAAUAGAGAUUUAACAGCUUUGAGCAAUCUUAAAGUGAUUAAUGCUGGGAAGAAUCAACUAAAAAAUUCUGGUAUUCCCAAUGGCGUGUUCAGCUUGGAAGAACUACUGACUGUGAUUUCAGUCAUAACCAGUUAUAAGAGGCACCUGAAGAACUGGAAAAUGCACACUCUCUCUGUGUUUUAUCACUGGCCAAUAACAGUUAUUCAUCAACUGCACAGAUUUAAUGUAUUUGGAUCUCAGUGACAACCAACUUGAUUCUCUACCACCUCAACUACGAAGAUUGGUGAACCUCCAAGUCUUGGUAAGUGGCUCUAUUUUACUUUGAAAGAAAUCCUAAACCUGUUUGUUUUGUACCUGUAAUCAACAAUACUCAUUUCAAAUAAAGGCAAAAGAAAAUCUUACAUCCUGCAUAAAGAAUAAAAUGAAUCACAUGUGAGACUCACCAUCUCUAAAAAGAAGAUUUUAUCCAAAUGAUGGAGACAAUGGAUGAUACGUAUGAACCAAAAACUAGCAAAAUGCUUUUCAUUAUUUUUUUAAAUAAACUAAUGUCUGAGUUUUCAAGCUCAAAAAGUUACCCACGGUAUGUUCUAACGACGCGUGGGACCUUAAUUCUUGUGUUUUUAAAGGCCUCCUUUACUGUUUUUGAAGCGUUUUCACGUUUUCCCAAUUUUAUAUUUACAACUGACUUAUAGAACGUAAAGUCUGGUAGAAUGUUUGAAAGAGUUGGAAAAAAUUGAAGUAUAAGCCCGAUAUUGACUGGUACCUGGAGAUAUCUGUGAGAGCAAUAUGUUUCUUUUUGUGACAAAGUACAUUGACUGAUUGACAUCACCUUCAAGUGCGUCGACUUGAAAGAAUACGUUAAUUUAGAAAAGUUUCCUAAAGCGGAGUUGUACAUUUGGUCACGAGUUUAUCGGUAUCUCUAAGUGGUUUACAUUGCAUUAAAAAGGACAAAGUACAUUGACUGAUUGACAUCAGCAAGUCUUCAAGUGCGUCGACUUGAAAGAAAACGUUAAUUUAGAAAAGUUCCCUAAAGCGGAGUUGUACAUUUAGUCACGAGUUUAUCGGUAUCUCUAAUUGGUUUACAUUACACUAAAAAGAUUGGUUGAUAUCUUAUCUUGAAAAUGAGCAUCCAAGAAUCUGUAGAUGGUCGGUCAAGUUAUUUGGAAGAUAACAUCAUUGAAUUGGAAAAAAUGUUGAAAGAAGAAAGGAACGUGUCAGAAGAAAAGGAUAAUAUGUUGAAACGGAAAAACAAAAGAUUAGAAGAAAAAGAAAGAGCCUUGGAAGAGAAAAAGAAACAAUUGGAAGAAAAAAGGAAACAAUUGGAUGAAAACAGGAAAAAAUUGGAUGAAAACAGAAAACAAUUGGAUGAAAACAGGAAGCAAUUGGAUGAAAAUAAGAAACAAUUGGAUGGAAGAGAGAAACGAGUGGUUGAAAAAGAGGAACGAAUGAAUGAAAGAGAGAAACGAUCGGAUGAAAGGGAAAAACGAAUGGAUGAAAGGGAAAAACGAAUAGAUGAAAGAGAGAAGCGAUUUGAUGAAAGAGAGAAACGAUUUGAUGAAAGAGUGAAACGAUUUAAUGAAAGAGAGGAACAAUUUGAUAAAAGAGAAAAACGAAUGGAUGAAAAAGAGAAACGAAUAGAUGAAAAAAAGAAACAAAUUGAUGAAAAAGACAAACGAAUGGAUUAUAGAGAGAAACAAAUGGAUGAAAAAGAGAAACAAUCCGAUGAAAAAGUAAAACGAUUGAAUGAAGAGGUUAAGCAACUAAACAAAAAACUAAAUGAAUCGAAAGGAAAGGAUAAGACAAAAGGCAACAUUCUGGAAAAGCCAAACAAUGUAUUCAAAGGAAAAGAAAAUGGAUUAGAAGAAAAGGACAGCAGGUUGGAAGAACAGAACCACGGACUGGAAGCAAAAGAGAACAGCUUUGAAGAAAAAACAAAAAUUUUGAAAGAAAGGGAUAAAACAUUGAAAAAAAAAGAGAAAUUGAAAAUGAGCACUCAAGAAUCUAAUGAUGGUCAGUCAAAAUACUUGGAAGAUAGGGUUGUUGAAUUGGAGAUAAUAGUGGAAGAACAAAAGAACUUGUUGGUAGAAAAGGAGAAUAGAUUGGAAGAAAAAGACAAACGUUUGGAAGGAAAAAACAAACAAGUUGAAGAAAAAAACAAACAAUUGGAAGAAAAAGACAAACAAUUGGAAGAAAAAGACCAAAAAUUGGAAGAAAAAGACAAACAAUUAGAAGAAAAAGACAAGCGACUAAAAGAAAAGGAUGAUUUUAUCAUAAAAUUAUUGCGCGAACUGUGCGAUACGCGAAAAGUCAUGAAAUACAGGGCUUGCAAUUCUGACUGUGUGACAGCUUGCCUGGUGUGGAUUUAUGAUGAAGUCGAAGGCUUCGUUCCGUGCAGUUUUCAUCUACUGGAAAAUAUCAGAGCAAAACACAAGAAAAUUUCCAGCAACAGUGCGCAUGCUCCGCGCACUGAUCUAUUAAAAUGGCUUUAUGAGCUAAAAAUAGUCCAUUUGUGUAAAGCUUUUAACUAUUCUAAAAAUAGUGUUGAUGAUGUUUGGAACACGAUUAUGAACAUAAAGUUUGAUGAGGACAAGAAAAAUUACAUGCUACUAUUGGGAAGGAUUUUCGAAGUUUAUCCUGCACUAGAAGGUCAUUGUGUAGCAUCCAAUUUAAAGACCAAGUCUGGUGGCAAAAUUCAGAUAUGUGAUCCUCAAAAAAGUUCUGUUCCAAGAACAAUGGAUCUUGAACAAUUUAAACACUAUGUUGAAAACGACAAAGGAAUUUUCUUGGGUCUUAUUGAUUUUGAAAAAUUGCUUGAGAUUGAAGAUAAAGAAGGAUGUAGCGAAACUAGCAAUUUUACGUUGGACCUUUCUAAACUAUUGCGAGAUGCUCAUAUAAAAGAAAUGUGAAUUUGUUUCCAGGAUUUAGAUGGAUUGUAAAACGUUUAUAUGCUUUUGAUAUUCGAAUUGUGUAGUCUGAUAUUGUAUGGAAUGCCUCAACCAAUGCAAAAGCAGCACUUAAUUACGAUUAAUAAUUUAAGAUUUUAAUAAUUCAUUAAUUGAUAUUGAACGAGCUUGUUGUGUAUAAGAACAUUCAUAGUCAAUAAUUGAUGAAUUCUCAUUGAUGAAAAUAGUUUACCUAACCUGUACUACAUUGGACAACAACAAGAACAUCAGCUUAUACUAGUAGAAAUGGAAAACAUUUAUUUUCAUUAUUGUAACAGAUUAUAAAUUUACGUCUGUAACGCGCACCUGUAUUUAUUAAUAAAAAUGGUUCUCAAAAUGA
Molecule: messenger RNA, 3533 nt
Organism: Xenia sp. Carnegie-2017
Lineage: Eukaryota; Metazoa; Cnidaria; Anthozoa; Malacalcyonacea; Xeniidae
Product: golgin subfamily A member 6-like protein 6
Exons: 14
Coding region: 1373-3157 (594 amino acids)
Source: RefSeq, a predicted model, not a curated record